Messenger RNA from Cooperia oncophora, 411 nucleotides. NCBI's taxonomy places the organism in Eukaryota, Metazoa, Nematoda, Chromadorea, Rhabditida, Trichostrongylidae. The record is from the annotation of a GenBank genome assembly.
AUGUUUGCUAAUUUAGCGAGUAAUGACGAACCUCGAGCAACGAUUAAAGAGAUUCCAGUAGUACCAAAGGACCCGUUUUCAGAUCAGCAGCUAGCCACGGCAAAUUUGAUUCCAUCGCAAAAGCCCGUCAGUGGACGGUUCAGCUUCACGCAGAUCAGCGCCAAUAAUCUUCGAAUAAGUGGUGUACUCAGUGGACUGCCUCGUGGUGAGCACGCUGUUCUUAUUCAUCAAUUCGGUGAUUUGUCAGAGGGUUGCAGUCAUCUUGGGCCGCCGUUUUUGUUCAAAGACGGCAUGGGAACACCUUCAUUAGGAGAUGUUGUUGUCGACGAUUCUUCGACGGCUACGUUCGAUCGAGUUGUGGAUUGGCCUAUUUCCGAAGUCGUAGGACGUUCCAUCUCCAUUUACAGGUAA